AUGGUAUCAUGGCUCGCCUUCGCCUUUGCCUUCGCCUUCGCCAUUGGUGUGCUGAUAAUGCAUACAUCUUUGAGUGAUAUUGAAGAAUACAUCCCCAAUGCAUCACCUUUCUUUGCCAUGGCUGGGAACAAUAAAUAUUGCAAGAAGGCCAAAGCAGAUGUUGUAGCUCAAGAUCUAAUGCUUGUAAUUGAGCAAGGUAUUAUGGUAGCACGGAGGGAAGAUAUUGAAACACGACUUUCAGAUACACAACGUCUAUUCUCUGAUACUGUAUAUCUCUCCUUAAUCCAAGUUCUCGAGUCUGAUAUUACCGCGAGCGACCAUACAUACAAUUUCCUCAGUACUUUACACACAGCAAACGGGGAUCUAAGUACCAAUGCAAAGGUGAAAGCAACAAAUAUUCGAAACGAGGCCCUUAACCUUCAAAAAACCAUUCAAUUUCAAGCCGACUCAAAUUUAUGGUUGUGGACACAGCUGGCCGACACCGCACAAAAUGAAGCAUCCGCAAGACACCAAAUAAAAACCAUAACUUCUUUAUUUCAGACCUAUGAGAACACCACAAGACAUAUCAUAGCUCUGGUUUUGCAAAUGGGAUCCGUCGCGGAAGAUGCACAUUUCGAUUUAAACAUGGAUAUUAAUAAAGCUCUAAGUGACAUCCACCAACAAGGAAUACGCGAAAACUUAACUCUCGAUCAAAUCUUGCGAGAUCUUGUAGCAAAGGAUGAAUUUAUACCAAGAGCUAAAACCUGGCUUUACAAUAUGACUAUUCCAGACAACGAGUUGAUCAGUCUAUUGAAAACUGGGACCGGAAAUUUCUCUCCGAGUUCUGGAAGGAGAUUUUCCUUUGUUCUGGAGUACAAUAAUGCUUGUACAGCGCACUCAACCAUCUUCCCAUCCAUGCGAAUGGAAGUAUCCGAUGCCAUUGAUCUCGCAUCUAUGAAGAUGAAGAGAGCCUACGAUCGAUUCCAUACUCCAAUGUUUUUCGGAGUUGGUAACUGGGUUCUGUUGAGGCUCCAUAAAGGAUACAACAUCCCUUCUUCCAAGAAGUUGGGAAAGAAGUUGUCUCAACAGUAUACUCACCCUUUGCAGAUUGUUGAACGAGUUGGGAGGCUGGCUUAUAAGUUGGCUAUACCUGAACAUUGGCGUGUCCAUCCAAUUUUCUCUGUGGUCCAGUUGGAACCUUCUACUAGUCCUCAUGAAGAUCCUUUUCGUCGCCACAAGUUCCAACAUGAUGAGGCAGUGGAUGAAGAACAGAACCCUGGUUAUUGGGAAAUCGAACACAUCCUUGAUAAACGCAUGACUGGUAAGGGUAAGAAGACCGUUCAAUAUCUGGUUCGUUACCAGGGAUAUGAACCAGAGUUCUCACAACUGUCAAACUCAUUUGACAUGGCUGCGGUCAUUAAUUUUGUGUCAGAUUCAACACGCUUUUGCCCCAAUACAAUGAUACCCAGUGCCAGGCAUCAUGGAUCUCCGGAGGAUUCACUAUAUCGACAACCUUCCAGAUCGAGAGUCGAAUCUCCCACUCUCCCCAGUCCACAAACCCACCCCACAUCAGUAAAUGAUGGUACACCUCCUUCAAGCACAAACACACAACCCAAACAUGCCGACUCACAGGACCUUAAGCCUUCUCGAACUACAUCUGUGGAGUCGGAUCGGAGAAUUAUAAGAUCAACAAGGUCUCUUGAUGAUGUACAGAAAUAUGGCAGAAACACAAUCAAAGUUCGAGAUUUGGCACACAUUGAGAGUAUCGCCAGCGAAGGAUUCCUUUCACUUAGAAGUCAAUCUGAACGUCCACGUACAGAAGAUGAUCCCACAUUGAAAUACGAGAUCAGUGGGAUGCCGAUUACAGAUAUUAUUGAAAUGGUAGCGGGACUUUUGACCAAAAUCACCACCACGAACGAUCGCCAAUAUGAAACCUUGCAAAGAUGCUUUCCAUCUGCCGAGCAAACAGCUAAUCUUUCCGGACUCACCUCAAGUGUACUCGCAUUCCACGGAAAAAAUGUGCCUAGCAUUACAAUUUUGAGUUACUUGACUAGAAUACAAAAGUACUGCCCCACAACUUACGAGGUAUUCUUGAGCUUAUUGGUGUACUUUGAUCGAAUAACGAAAAGAGUAGUUCUGGGCGGUUCUCGGCCUUCGUCCAGCUACUCUGAAGAGGGCUCAGAUUUGGCAGACACUCCACCAGGAGCUAGAAGCGUUCCCGAACUCGAAUCAGAACUCGACAGUGCUCAGUACACCCACGCAUCGGGUCUUGACUUUUCAUUGGCCCAGUUACCUCUCUCAUACGUCUUUGUAGUUGAUAGCUUCAAUAUUCACCGUUUGGUUAUAGCUGGUUUUGCUUGUGUAAACAAAUUCUUCUCUGAUACAUGCUAUACGAAUUCUCGAUACGCCAAGGUUGGUGGACUACCGUUGAAUGAAUUGAAUCAUUUGGAACUUCAAUUCUUUCUACUCAACGACUUUCGCUUAUCCAUCUCCGUGGAAGAAUUGGAAGACUAUGGCACAAUGCUUGUGGAGUUCUAUGCUCGGGAGGUUCUUGUACAAAAAUAA
Messenger RNA from Sclerotinia borealis F-4128, 2544 nucleotides. Lineage: Eukaryota; Fungi; Ascomycota; Leotiomycetes; Helotiales; Sclerotiniaceae. The record is from the annotation of a GenBank genome assembly.